Xenopus tropicalis (tropical clawed frog) is the source of this 524-nucleotide messenger RNA. It is a transcript of the gene polr2j, whose product is annotated as polymerase (RNA) II (DNA directed) polypeptide J, 13.3kDa. Lineage: Eukaryota; Metazoa; Chordata; Amphibia; Anura; Pipidae. Gene Ontology annotation, cellular component: RNA polymerase II, core complex; nucleus. The transcript has 4 exons. The record is from RefSeq and is marked provisional. Bases 27 to 380 code for a protein of 117 amino acids. Gene Ontology annotation, biological process: DNA-templated transcription; transcription by RNA polymerase II. Gene Ontology annotation, molecular function: DNA-directed RNA polymerase activity; protein dimerization activity; DNA binding.
AAGCUGAAAGGACUCCCUCUCGCAUCAUGAACGCGCCACCAGCGUUUGAGUCUUUUCUACUGUUCGAGGGUGAAAAAAAGAUAACAAUCACUAAGGAUACCAAGGUACCUAAUGCUUGUUUGUUUACAAUCAACAAGGAAGAUCAUACAAUUGGAAAUAUCAUUAAGUCACAGCUGCUGAAGGAUCCUCAGGUGUUAUUUGCAGGUUACAAAGUUCCACAUCCUCUUGAGCAUAAAAUUAUCAUAAGAGUUCAGACAACACCAGACUACAGCCCCCAAGAGGCAUUUACCAAUGCAAUCACAGACUUGAUAAGUGAGCUGUCCCUUUUAGAGGAAAGAUUUCGGGUGGCUAUUAAAGACAAGCAAGAAGGAAUUGAAUGAGCCAAAUCUAUGGAAGGAAGAGCUAUCCUUUUUGUUCUGACAUUUUUGUAGGGAGCAGUCAUGUAGAGCCAGCUGGUUAUUGUAUUUUUUUUGUAUGUGUGGAUAAUAUACACUUUUAUAAAUAAAAUUGUUUGACUUAUGUAA